Molecule: messenger RNA, 1469 nt
Organism: Camellia sinensis
Lineage: Eukaryota; Viridiplantae; Streptophyta; Magnoliopsida; Ericales; Theaceae
Source: RefSeq, a predicted model, not a curated record
ACACAGCCAAACCUCACUUCAAUCAAUCUUCUCUCUCUCUCUCUCUCACUAGUUUUUUUCUCUCUCUAAAGCAUUCAACAAUGGCGCAAGUGAUGGUUGCUCGAGCGAUUCACAGUUCCUUAGCGUGCCGUAGCUUUGGAUCUCUCCAAAACCAGGUCGAUAAGAUCAAGCCCUUUGGAUUUGCUUCCAAAGUACUUGCUCGCGAGCCGCGAAAUGGCCACAGAGCAUUUCGCAUUAGCUCACCGAUCACUGCCAAGAUAUCUACCGCAGAGGUUGUUCCGGUCUCCCCCGAAGAUGUGCCAAAGGCUAGGAGGGCACUGAGGGCACUUAAGGGAUUGGUCAGGCUUCAGGCAUUGGUGAGAGGCCACAUUGUCAGAAAGCGCAGUGCAGACAUGCUCCGAUGCAUGCAAGCAUUGGCCCGAAUCCAGGCCCGGGCAUGUGCAAAUCGGGCUCAUGUGUCAGAGUCCUCACAUUCUACCAACAAGUCCUCCCAAUCCUGCAAUCUUGGCCUUGCGACUCCCAAAAUAUAUGACAACCAACUUCGUGCAUAUGGUUCAAAAUCUGAUUGGUCCCCCAUAUUGAAGAGUUCUCAAUCAAGUAUAAAGAUCAAGAGCAAUGUUGACCAAGAAAGGACAAAUUUGGGUUCAACUUGGUUAGAUCGAUGGAUGGAAGAAUGUACAUGGAACAGCCAAGUAGAUGCCUCGUUAAAAAUUGGACGUGGUGAUGACGAGAGCAGUGAUAAGAUUCUUGAAGUGGACACUUGGAAGCCUCACCUCAACUCCAAAAUCUCUAGGACAGCACAACAUGUUACAGCAUGCAAUUACAACGAUCAGGGCCUCACAAUAUUCGACCCUCUAUCAAGACAGUCAACAAAAGCUCUGAAACAAAAUCCAUAUGCAUGGACUAGUGAGAACUCUGCAUCGUCUAGACCUGGAAGUAGUGGCAGGAGAGGUUCCUUCUCACCUGCAAGGAGCAAGUUCUCAAGAAGCUUCUUUGACGAGUACCUGGGAUACCCAAACUACAUGGCUACCACUGAAUCUUCUCUGGCAAAGAUCAGGUCCCAGAGUGCUCCGAGGCAGAGAUUACAGGUUGAAGAUCGUGGUUCAACAACGAGGUUUGCUCGUGGGUUUUGGGAUGUAGAUACUAUUUCAGAAAGGGGUUCGGCUUUACAUUCUAACUUGAGGACCAAAGCAUAUCCAGACUGUGGUCGGUUGGAUAGACCUGGGAUACCAGUUCGAGGCAACAUCACCACCACCAGUUAUAAUGGUGGAAGCUAGAGUGGUGCUUUGUCCAUUAUUUUUUGCUUGUUUUACGAACAUGUCCUUAAAAUAAUCGAACUUGACGUUGGAUUUAUGAAUUAUAAAACAAAAGCUAUCAGUGUGCUCUUCUUCUAUUGGUUUGUAAAUUGUAAUUGUUUGCUUGAACAAAAUGUUAAUGAAUGUGUUUGAAGAUCAUUGGAAACUAUGACA